Messenger RNA from Closterium sp. Yama58-4, 2643 nucleotides. The record is from the annotation of a GenBank genome assembly. NCBI's taxonomy places the organism in Eukaryota, Viridiplantae, Streptophyta, Zygnematophyceae, Desmidiales, Closteriaceae.
AUGCAGAAACUCAAUUCAUGGCGGACCAACAGCGAUCCUUGCGGAAGCCCUCCUUUUCAAGGAGUCACGUGCGACGGCCACCACCAGCCGGUCGCGCUGCAGUUGAACGGCCUGGGCCUGGCGGGCGAGAUUCCCGUGGAGAUCAACCAGAUCGCGACGCUCACGUUCCUCGACCUGGGACGGAACGCGCUCAGCGGAGUGAUCCCCGACAGCAUCAACAACAUCCUCAGCCUCCAGGUGCUGAACCUGUGCUGCAACCGGCUGGGCGGGCGAAUCCCGGAGCUGAACCUGGUGACAAACCUCUUCUCGCUGGACCUCAGCCGCAACCAGCUCACCGACUCCAUUCCCGCCUCCCUCGGCCUCCUCACCAAGGCACGCCCUUCUCCCCCCCCCCCUUUCCGUGUCCUUGCACCCAUGUAUCAAUGCCUUGCGACGAUGCCCUGCGACAAUGCCCUGCGACAAUGGCCUGCGACACUGCCCUCAAUGCCCCCAAUGUCUCCAAUGUCUCCAAUUCAAUCCCCUGGUGCGCCCGUGCAGCUCAAGGUGCUGGAGCUCAACAACAACGAGCUCGCGGGUUCGAUUCCUGACGCCGUCGGCAAUCUGAAGCUGCUGCAGGACGUGUCGCUGGCGGAGAACAGCCUCACGGGGCGCGUGCCCAAGGGGCUCGACUACCUGCGCGCCAGCCGCACCGCGCGCUUCUCUCCAAAACGGCCUGGGUUUCUGCGGCGGUACCCGAUUCGACAGACGCCCAAUGAGUCGAUUGGGAGUGGGGAUGCUAUACGAGUCGGGGACAGAGGGUGGGAUGAUGCCAGCAAGGGCGGCUCUCUCAUGGGCGCGACCGCAAUGCACGCUCACAACGGCAGCGGCGCGACUCGUGUAGCUGCGCCUGCUGCGCCUUCUGCUGCCUCGUCAGCUGCCACGUCGGCUGCCACGUCGGCUGCAAUGCCUGCUGCAAUGUCUGCUGCGUUUGCAGCAGCGGCUGCAGCAGCGAGCAGGGGACGAGGUGGGGGGCAGUCAGCAGCAGCGGUGUCUGCAACCACUGCUGCGUCUGCUGCGUCUGCUGCGUCUGCUGCGUCUGGAGCGAGCAGUGAGAGGGAUUCAGACACGGAGGAGAUCGAGAUGGAGGAGAGCGGGGGGUACAGGGGAGUGGCUGCAGCAGCGCCGGCUGUGACCAGUGCUGCAGCAGCGGGUAAGGGGUUGCUAGGGGACAGCCCUCGCAAGCCAGGGGCAGGGCCAGGCGGAUCCGGAGCAGGUGCAUCUGGGGUAGGUGGUGGUGCUGGUGCGGGGUCAUCUGGCGUGCGCGUGGGGGUGUAUGGGCCUGCUGGGAGGUCGCUGCGAGUGACAGACCUGCAUGCUGCAGAGGGGGAACGCGGGGAGGAGGAGGAGGAGAGCAGCGUUACGAGUGACAGCAGUGAUAGCGAUUACCCCAUUGAUGGUGACGAGGCAGCAGGGCACGGAUUGGAGCGGUUCUUCACGCUUGCUGAGCUGGCGCUGGCGACGAACGACUUCGGGCGGCAGAGUGAGCGCAGCGUGCUGGGCAGCGGGCGGCACGGCACUGUUUACCGCGCGCGGUUACCCGAAGGGACCACGGUGGCAGUGAAACGACUGAGUGACAGAAAUCUGGAGCAGUCCCCUCGAGAGUUCAAGUUCGAGGUCGACUCGCUAGCCCAGGCCAAGCACCCGAAUCUAGCGGCCGUGCUGGGGUGCUGUGUGGAGGGCGACGAGCGCAUGCUGGUAUACGAGUACCUGCCCAACGGGUCGCUGGACGCGUGGCUCUACCAGACGGCUGCUGGGGGGUCCGCGGAUACUCUCGACUGGCCCAUGCGCAUGCACGUGGCUAUCGGCUUGGCCCACCUGCACGGCGGCAUGGCGGUGAAGGUGGUUCACAGGGACGUGAAGGCCAGCAACGUGCUGCUGGACGCGCAGUGGAACGCCAAGCUCGGGGACUUUGCACUCGCCAAGGCCAUGGGGCGGGAUCAAGGGCACGUGGGCACUCGAGUCAUGGGAACCUUCGGCUACGUGGCGCCCGAGUACAUGAACACAGGGCUGCUCACAGAGCGCAGUGACGUGUACAGCUUUGGCGUGCUGCUGCUCGAACUCAUCUCCGGCCGCCCGCCCAUCGACAAUGAGGCGCCCUCCGACCAGGUUGACUUGGUGCGGUGGGUGCGCGCCAAGGCAGCAGAGGAGCGGCUGCUGGAGGUCCUGGACCCGCGCUUGCAGGGCACGGUGCAGGCAGACGACGUGGAGUAUGCCCUGGGCGUGGCGCUGCGAUGCGUGGAGCCCAACGCGCUCAAGCGCCCCAAGAUGCCUCAGAUCGUGCACAUGCUGGAGAGCGAGGACCCCAAGCAGAGGGACGACUGGGUGGCGAGGAGGCCAAGCCCAUCCAGUGCGCGCUCGCUCGCCUACCGCGACCCCUCCCCCCGCGCCACCUUCCGCCUCUGCGACUCCUCUCCCCGCACCCACCCCCCUCGCGACUCCUCCCCCCACACCACCACCCGAGAGCCCUCCCCCCGCGCCCCUUAUUUCCGAGAUCCCAGCCCCCGCGGCUACCCUGCCUCUGCCUCUGUUCCCGGGAGGACUGGCGGUGGGGAUGGAAUGGAGCUUCCUCUUCCUGGCGCAUUGCUUGAGUCAAGCAGUGAAUGA